Molecule: messenger RNA, 2522 nt
Organism: Telopea speciosissima
Lineage: Eukaryota; Viridiplantae; Streptophyta; Magnoliopsida; Proteales; Proteaceae
Product: BTB/POZ domain-containing protein At1g67900-like
Exons: 4
Coding region: 328-2223 (631 amino acids)
Source: RefSeq, a predicted model, not a curated record
UUACCCCUUCCAGGAAAUUUUUUUUUCCCAACUUUCUGAAAAAUCUUAUGUGCUUGGGGUUGAGGUUUCGUUGGAUUGUUUGCAAUUUGGUUAACUAAAUAAGUGGCAAAGCAGUGGUUGCAGGAAAUGGGUUCUGUUAAUUGUGUCCGUUUCUGUACAAAAACGUUUACUUUUUCUGUGGAGUACUGACUUGGGACUUGGGACUCGGAACUUUGGACUUGGGAGUGUUGAGAAGAAAAAGCUUUCAUCUGUCAUGGAGUUGGGAGUUCCUGCUUCUUCAUUUUUGUUGAGGAACUCCUGACUGGAAAAAGUUAGGAGGUCACAAGAAUGAAGUAUAUGAAACUUGGUUCUCGUCCCGACACUUUCUUCACAACUGAGGCCGUAAGGUCUGUUUCCUCAGAAGUUUCUAGUGAUCUCAUAAUUCAAGUCAAGGGUUUCAGGUAUCUGCUUCACAAGUUUCCUCUGCUUUCCAAAUGCUUACGCUUACAGCGGCUAUGCUCUGAAUCACCGGAUUCCUCUCAACCCCAAACGCUCCAACUUCCGGACUUCCCUGGCGGAGUUGAGGCCUUUGAGACCUGCGCCAAGUUCUGCUAUGGCAUUACCAUCACCCUCAGUGCCUUCAACAUUGUUUCAGUACGAUGUGCUGCAGAGUAUCUCCAGAUGACUGAGGAUGCAGAGAAGGGAAAUCUCAUAUAUAAGCUUGAGGUUUUCUGCACUUCAUGCAUCUUCCGAGGAUGGAAGGACUCCAUUGUAACAUUACAGAGUACCAAAUCUUUCCCUCUGUGGUCAGAAGAUCUUGGCGUCACAGGCAGAUGUAUUGAUGCCAUCGCUUCAAAAGUCCUUGCCCAUCCCUCUAAGGUGUGUUUGUCACGAAGUUAUUCCAGAGGGGGCAGAGAUGAUAGUUCCUGCAAUGGAGCAGAGAGCCAGAGACACAGACUUGCACCAAAGGGAUGGUGGGCCGAAGAUAUAGCAGAAUUAGGUAUAGACCUCUAUUGGAGAACCAUGGUGGCUAUUAAAUCCGGUGGAAGGGUACCCUCUAUUCUCUUCGGCGAGGCAUUGCAGAUUUAUGCAUUUCGAUGGCUACCCACCAUGUCUAAAGAUGGGAUUGCCAGCAGCAAACAAGCAACACUAGACAAUUGUUCAGAUUCUAUGGGAGAGAUAACCUCAAAGCAUCGGUUGCUCCUGGAAUCUAUAGUGAGCUUACUUCCAAUGGAGAAAGGUUCUGUUUCUUGCAGAUUCUUGCUUAAACUCUUAAAGGCUGCAAACAUACUUGGUGCUUCUUCUUCUUCUAAGAUGGAACUGGCCAGAAGAGUGGGAAUUCAGUUGGAGGAAGCUACAGUCAACGAUCUUUUGAUACCAUCACUCUCGUACACCAACGAGACUCUGUAUGAUGUUGAUAUAGUCAUGACCAUAUUGGAGCAAUUCAGGUUGCAGGGUCAGAGUCCCCCUACUAGCCCUCCACGAGCCAAGCUUGUGUUUGAAAGGAGGAGAUCUCGAUCCGCAGAGAAUGUUGAUUUUGAGUUCCAGGAGAGUAGGAGAUCUUCUUCAGCAUCACAUAGCUCAAAAUUGAAGGUUGCAAAACUCGUGGAUGGGUAUCUUCAAGAGGUUGCUCGAGAUGUGAAUUUGCCCCUGUCAAAGAUGAUUGCACUUGCGGAGGCCAUUCCAAACUUCACCAGGCCUGAUCACGAUGAUCUCUAUGGAGCCAUUGACAUUUACCUCAAGGCACACCCAAACCUCAACAAGAGUGAACGUAAACGGCUGUGCCGCAUCCUAGACUGCAAGAAGCUUUCAAUGGAAGCAUGCAUGCAUGCAGCACAGAAUGAGUUACUCCCACUGAGGGUCGUGGUACAAGUGCUUUUCUUUGAGCAAGCACGUGCUGCCAUGGCGGGUGGCCAAGUAGCUGACCUGCCUAACAACAUCAAGGCACUUCUAGCCACACAAGAACAUGACCCAGCAAGGCAUCCACCACCCCUAGACUCGAAUACAACUGGUCUGGUAGAUGAUGAGUGGAGUGUAUCUGGCCUUAAAUCCCCUAAGUCAAAUCUGUCAACUCUACGGAUGAAGCUUGCCGAAGAUGAUAACGAAAUGGGUGAGAAUGAUGUGCAGCAAGAUGGAAAUGGGAAGGCUUCUAAACUUAAGGCCUUCUGUUCUCUUCGUACUAGACCCAAGAGAAUGUUCAGUAAAUUGUGGUCUAUCAACAGAAGUAUGAAUGAAAGGCAUUGAUUUACUAUGCAUGUACCUUUAGGCAACGAAAUGGUAUUGGGUAGGUCAAUCCAUAAUCUCUUUGUUUCUUUCAACAUCCUUUGUAAACUUUAGGAAAUCAAAUCCCAUUUUGCAUUGCUGGUGUACUUUAUCGUAAUAAACAACUAAAUCUUCAGGAAACAGGAGGAAAACCUCCUGCGGGUUUCCAGUUGUGCGAAAUGCCGGGAACCCAGAUUUGUAAAUGACCAAAGUGGACUUCAAUUGUUAUUUUGUAUUUAAAACUUGUAUUGUUUAUAAACAAUUGUUCCCAUUCUCUUUUC